This is a messenger RNA of Schistosoma turkestanicum, 1139 nucleotides long. The record is from the annotation of a GenBank genome assembly. Lineage: Eukaryota; Metazoa; Platyhelminthes; Trematoda; Strigeidida; Schistosomatidae.
CUUUUCCCAGGAGGUGAUAGUGCGAAAGUUGAAUUAGGUGGCUACCCACUUGCAGUAAAUAUAAUAUUAUGUCAUCGACUUUCUUCAAUAAUUUGACGAGAGCUGGUGUCGGUUUGGUUGCUGCAGGCAGUAUACUCCCGCUGGUCCUUUACAAUGUUGAUGGUGGACAUCGUGCUGUAAUAUUUGAUCGGUUUAAAGGCGUCAGACCCGACGUAAGAGGAGAAGGGACACACUUUAUCAUUCCAUGGGUUCAGAAGCCUAUCAUUUUUGAUAUCCGAUCAAGACCAAGAAAUAUACCUGUUAUGACUGGUUCUAAAGAUCUACAAACAGUGAAUAUAACGUUGCGCAUAUUAUUCCGUCCUGAACCAUCUGUUCUACCAAAGAUUUAUCAGAACUUAGGUUUUGACUAUGAAGAACGUGUACUUCCUUCUAUUACCACUGAGGUACUGAAAGCUGUGGUUGCUCAAUUCGAUGCAAGUGAACUUAUAACUCAACGAGAAUUGGUUAGUCACAGAGUGAAUGAAGAUCUUACAGAACGAGCUUCAUCAUUCGGUAUAUUGCUAGACGAUAUUGCUCUAACUCAAAUCUCUUUCGGUCGAGAAUUCUCGGAAGCAGUAGAAGCUAAACAAGUUGCUCAACAGGAAGCUGAACGUGCACGAUAUUUGGUAGAAAAGGCUGAACAACAUAAAUUAGCUGCUAUCAUCUCAGCAGAAGGUGAUUCAGAAGCGGCAACAUUACUAUCUAAAUCAUUUGGAUCAUCCGGUGAAGGUUUAAUUGAGUUAAGACGAAUUGAAGCUGCUGAAGAUAUUGCUUAUCAACUGUCGAAAAGUCGAAAUAUCACUUAUAUUCCCGAUGGUGAACAUACAUUAUUGAAUUUGCCUACUACUGCACAAUAAAAUUGAUUUAUGGUUUACACCAUUGUAGAGUUGUGUGUUAGAAGAGGAGGAGAAGACAUUGUGAAUAGUAGUAGUUAUUAUGUGCUGUAAAAGAAACUAAGUUGGAAUACUAUCAAUUAUGCGCAAUUCAUUUGUUUGACCACAUUAUAUUAGCAUUUUGUAUUAUAAAUCAUCAUUUACCUAAUUAGUGUAUUCAUUGAUCCUUUUGUUGAUUAUUAUUAUUUGAAAGCUGCUAUCAAUGUU